AUGUAGCAGCCUGCUGAGAUACGCGUAGAUAGAUAAAGCCCCAAGUUGCUGACCCUGAAUCAGUUCUUUCGGUUCUGUCAAUGGCGACAGUAUCGUGUUUGUCUGGUCCUGGGUCAGUUCUUUGGAGCACAGACUACCCGGUGCAUCGAAAUCCACCCCAUCGUCAAAGAUCGGAUAAGUAAAACCGAGUAGCUUGCUAGGUCACAUUAGUCGAAUAAAAGUAGCGACACGGCAGCCACCAAGAUGUCUGCGAUGCCAUUCAGAAGAGCUGUACUACUUCUGCUGUUUUCAGUGUCGUUAACGCUCACUUUAGGUUUCGGACUCCCUGCUUUAUUGAAUACUGUCGCCAGAUUAAGCGGGUUUCCUGAAGCUAGCGUAACCGAAUGCAUCGUGAUACUGUAUUUAUUUUUCGUUUUAUACGUGGCUCUGCCGCCGGUUCCCAGAGGAUCUGUGAAGACUCAAGGGAAGGCCGUGUUUAUUACUGGCUGCGACAGUGGAUUUGGAUUUGCGCUGGCGAAAUACCUCCAUAAACUGGGUUUUACCGUCUUUGCCGGGUGCCUUCUGAAGGAGAGUGGCGGUGAUGGCGCCACCGCAUUGGAGGGUCUCCACUCCGACAGGAUGAAGGUGGUGCAGCUGGACGUGUGCAGUGAGGAGCAGGUGACGCAGGCUGUCGAGUUCGUCAAGGAGAACCUUGAGGACCCUGAGAGAGGUCUGUGGGCCUUGGUGAACAAUGCUGGCAUCUCUGCGUUUGGAGGGGUGGAGUUCACCUCCAUGGAAACAUAUAAGCGGGUGUCAGAAGUCAACCUGUGGGGCACCAUCAGUGUGACCAAAGCCCUGCUACCCCUCAUCCGCAGGGCUGAAGGUCGGGUGGUGAACAUGGCCGGCAUGUUCGGGAGAAUGGGCCAUGGGCAGCGCUCGGCGGACUGCAUUUCCCAGCAUGCCGUGGAGGGCUUCUCCGACUGCCUGCGCCAUGAGAUGAAGCCGUGGCGGGUCACAGUAAUCGUGGUGGAGCCCGGGAACUUCUCCGCCGCCACAGGGAUCCUGACCCGUGACACCGUGGCGGCCGCGGCGGACAGGCUGUGGGCCGAGGCGCCGGCGGGGGUCCAGGAGGACUACGGGAAAGCCCACUUCGAGCGGCACGUGGCCUCGGUGCGGGCCUACUGCGGCGGGGGGGAGAGGGACACAGCGCCCGUCAUCAGCGCCAUCGCAGAUGCUGUCCGGUCGCGCCACCCCUUCACCCGCUACAACCCCAUGGAGACGCACUGGUGGAUCCGCAUGCAGGUCAUGACCCACCUACCAGCCGCUGUCUCUGAUUGGCUGUACUUCUGAAGAAUAGGACGUAUUGGCUGUAUGUUUUAAAAUAAGAUCUGUAUAUUUCUACUGCUCGGAACCAUGAUCAGGGUCACUUUUGUGCACUAGAGUCAGUGUAAAGCAAUACAAUGCAGUUUUUUAUAUCCUAUAUAGGCAAAUUAUACUCCUGCCAGCUGUCUUUCGAAUUUCUACCUGCAGACAAAAUAUUCAGGAUCACCUAUUUUAUUGGAACUUGUUAUACUGUUAUACUGUCAUUGUUUAACUGUUUACUUUGUCUUAAUCAAUAGACCAUAGAUUUUCCAACAACUGUAGCAACUCCACGGCCGCUAUACAUAGCAGCGGGUGUCGGUUGGCAUGGUAAUCAUGAAGUACAGCAAUACUAUGUUUUUUCUUUGUGCCUUUGUGAGGGUCUUUAGAGGGACCAAGAUGUCCGAACAAGUGAAACUCCCCGCUGCUCGCAUUUGGUUGGCGCCAGGUCUUUUUAAUUCUGUCUGACGGCACAGGAUCAGGAGAGAAGUGAAUCGAUUCUCUCGGCGUUUCACUCUUAAAAAAAUGGGCAUUGUGCAUUUCAGCUUUUCAGAAUGAGGAGUCGUAUUCAUGAAGUCAGAGGCAAAAUCUCUGAGAAGCUGUGUCUGUAGAGAAGUUUAUACAGUUGAAUAUAUUUGGACGAAACUUGGUUAAUGAAGACCAGCUGUCGCAGGAGGAAAUAAAAGAUCGUUGUUCAUUUGAAUGCAGCACUUAAAAUAGACUAAAGUGACUCCAUUUUACUUGGACUGCUGCCCAGGGUUGCCAGCUAGAGGCUGUAUUUUUGUGUCAGUGAAAAUAUUUUGUGAUCAUUCAUUUAACUAAUAACCACUACUAAUUCAAUCAGUAUUUUUGGAGAUAUUUUUCCUGCUUUGUUAAGGUUACUGUUAAUGUUACAUCUUCAAGAUAUUUAUGUGCUAUAAUUGUAAAAUCAGAUUCCAAAGAUUGAAUGUUUUCAAUUCUAGACCAUGGUGCCUUUAGUGUUGACCGUGACACAUGCCAUAUUUUCAAGCCCACUAAUAAGCUUAACCACUAUCUUAUCAGAUGGUGGAAAGUUGUUUACAUUUAUUCGCGCUUCUCAAAUUGGACACCAGAGGGCAGAGUUGAGCAGAGGUAAUUUAGCUGUGCUCUGUCACCACUCACCUCAGUUUAGUUAAGUUUGGCAUCUGUCAUUUGCACCACAAAUCUUUCAAGGUUCAAAGGGUCUGCUAGCACCUAAGUGUGUGGGGCCUUGCGUGUUGGCAAUUUCCACAACAUUGUCACAUUGUCUUAAGAAUUGUUUGAUAAAUUUUGCACUAUGCAUGUUAAAUAGUUCCUUUGACCUGCCAUUUUGUAAACAUCUGCCUGCAACAUGAAGGCUCAUUUGCACCUACAUGUUUAAUGCAAAUGUAAAAAUAUCAUUUUAGAUUCAUCAAGUGUGUUUUCAUCCUUUAUCAUUGAUUUGUGUAAACUAC
Molecule: messenger RNA, 2789 nt
Organism: Megalops cyprinoides (Indo-Pacific tarpon)
Lineage: Eukaryota; Metazoa; Chordata; Actinopteri; Elopiformes; Megalopidae
Product: D-beta-hydroxybutyrate dehydrogenase, mitochondrial-like
Exons: 5
Coding region: 244-1329 (361 amino acids)
Source: RefSeq, a predicted model, not a curated record